UGGGAAACCAAACCUUUUUGCUGGGUGAUCUCCAAUUUCAUACAAGCCGCCCCACUGUUCCUUUGGGUUUAAUCUGGAGGUCCCUGCAUCUCAGUGUGUUCUCUUGCCUUCUUCCUAUUUUCCCCGGUCGACCCGAAGCACAAAAGGAUUAUUAUCACUACAUACCCUAUCAACCUCCUCCACCACCACCCCACCCCACAUUUGGGAAAAGGAAAAAAGGGGGGAGAAAGCAAAAAAAAAAAGAAAAACAAGUUCUGUCUAUCUAACUAUCUAUCUAUCCAUCCAACCUACCCUUCCCCUCCUCCCCCACUACCAUUACGCUACUACUACUACUAUGAUACUACUACCACCUACCGGUAUCGUACCUAUUUCCCCUACAAUUUAACCACGAAACCCCCCCCCCCCGAGAGAGAGAGAGAAACCAAACUCCGAGUUGGUGAGAAAAAAGGAAAGAAUGGCCAACUCCCUGGACAAAGUAGCAGAAGAAACAGUCCGCUCGCUAGAAACCCGCUUGUGCCGAAUCGAGUUUGUCUUAUCUGGCACAAGUGAAGACCCCAUCAGUGACCUCUUCGCCCUACGAAACGCUGGACGAGAGAACUCUGUACACGCCCGGCUGGCAGCACUAGAACAGGACCUGGUCAAGUUGUGCAGGAAGUCGACCACCAUGAAGGAAAUGAUCGACCUAUACAAAAACUACCCCGAAAUCUUCAAAACUACACAAAUCCACCCCUACGCGACCUCCUCAUCCUCACCAUCAACCCUAACCUCCUCUGAGAGGCUAUCCACAGUCCUCACUGCCGCUCCAUUCAUACACGCUACUUCCUCGCAAUUGACCUCGAUUCGUGACACUCCGAUCCCUGAUCCCAACGUAUCCGCAGAUCUGAUCGCCCUCGUCCCCCGCAUCAACCGCGCGGAGAUGGUGCAACAGACGCAGGCGCGGGAGAUCGCCGAGUUGAGGAGACGCAGUGCGGCCCUGCUGGAGAGGUGGUACCUUCUCGGGAUCGAGGGAGUUAACGAGUGCUUCGCCGAGUGGGACGAGCGGACACUAGAGGUUGAUAAAUUACUCUCCAGGAAAUUGAAGAUGGCGGAUGAGGGAUAAAUGAUUGGUCUAUUGGUUCGGGAUUCGUUUUUUCCACCCCUUUUUUUGCUUCGGGAUUUUUCUAUAAUAUGCACCGUUUCAUUUCUUCCCCAUUGGCAUUUAGUUGGUUUGUCGGUUAGUUGGGUGAUGCGGGGUGGAUAGGCGAACAAUUGGUUGGCAGUGGGAUAGUGAGAUACGAACCGUCUGCCGGUCCCCUCAACACUCCUAUGUGUGAUAGAUGCACUCACAUGGGAGAUGGCAUGUAUUUUGGCCAGCAUCAGGGAUGGACAAGGAUUGAAUAAACGGAUGAAUGGAUGUAUCGGACCUGAUGCAAUCAAAUCACGAAGACUGUAAGCUACAA
Molecule: messenger RNA, 1439 nt
Organism: Tuber melanosporum (Perigord truffle)
Lineage: Eukaryota; Fungi; Ascomycota; Pezizomycetes; Pezizales; Tuberaceae
Exons: 2
Coding region: 455-1099 (214 amino acids)
Biological process (GO): cytoskeleton-dependent cytokinesis
Cellular component (GO): dynactin complex
Source: RefSeq, a predicted model, not a curated record